Molecule: messenger RNA, 3188 nt
Organism: Chaetomium fimeti
Lineage: Eukaryota; Fungi; Ascomycota; Sordariomycetes; Sordariales; Chaetomiaceae
Product: formate--tetrahydrofolate ligase-domain-containing protein
Exons: 4
Coding region: 110-2929 (939 amino acids)
Biological process (GO): tetrahydrofolate interconversion
Cellular component (GO): cytosol
Molecular function (GO): formate-tetrahydrofolate ligase activity; methylenetetrahydrofolate dehydrogenase (NADP+) activity; ATP binding
Source: RefSeq, a predicted model, not a curated record
ACUUGGGAACAACACCAAGCGCUCGAGGAGUCACACCAACGCUCUUUUGCGUUCCCACCACAUCCUGCCCACAACUGUUCUCAGGACCUUCUCCAGUUCGGCAGCAGUCAUGGCCGCGACGAAAAUCGACGGAACGGCGGUUGCCCGGGGAGUUCGCGAGCGUUUGCACGCCGAGAUCGCAGAGAAGAAGAGUGUCAACCCGCGGUUCCAGCCGUGCCUCAAGAUCAUCCAAGUCGGUGACCGGUCCGAUUCAUCGACCUAUGUGCGCAUGAAGUUGAAGGCCGCCGAAGAGUGCGGCAUUGCUUGCGAGCUGAUCAAGUUCGACGAGUCCGCCACCGAGGCCGAGCUCAUCUCCCGUGUUGUCGUCCUCAACAACGACCCGGCAGUGCACGGCAUCCUAGUGCAAUUGCCCCUCCCAAAACAUGUUUCCGAGUACAAUGUCACCUCGGCCGUGGCUGGCGAGAAGGAUGUCGAUGGCUUCGGCACCCACAACAUCGGCGAACUAGCCAAGCGUGGGGGCCGCCCCUUCUUCAUCCCUUGCACUCCCAAGGGCGUCAUGGUGCUUCUCCAGGAAGCGGGCGUUGAGUUGGCUGGCAAGAACGCCGUGGUUCUGGGCAGGAGCGAUAUCGUCGGCAGCCCCGUCAGUUAUCUCCUGAAGAAUGCCGACGCCACGGUUACAGUCUGCCAUUCCAAAACCAAGGAUCUGGACCAGUACCUCAAGAAUGCCGAUGUGCUCGUUGUUGCCAUUGGGCAGCCCGGCUUCGUCAGGGGCGAGCAGCUCAAGCCCGGGGUCGUCGUCAUUGACGUGGGGACCAACUACAUUCCCGAUGCCACCAAAAAGUCGGGCCAGCGUCUGGCGGGCGACGUCGACUUCGAGUCGGCCUCCCAGGUUGCUUCCCAUAUCACCCCGGUCCCCGGAGGCGUCGGCCCCAUGACCGUCGCCAUGCUUCUUCAGAACGUGGUCGAUGCUGCGACACGGUCGUUCGAAGUAGAGAAACAGAGGCACAUCGUGCCCCUGCACCUCAAGCUCCUUGACCCCGUCCCCUCCGACAUAGCCAUUUCCCGGGCGCAGGCGCCUAAGCCCGUCACCCAAAUUGCCAAGGAGAUCGGUAUCACGGGCUCGGAGUUAGAACCAUAUGGCGCAUACAAGGCCAAGGUCGAUCUAGAUCUGCUGAAGCGCCUCGACCACCGUCGGAAUGGCCGCUAUGUCGUUGUCACAGGAAUUACUCCUACACCUCUGGGCGAGGGUAAGUCGACGACAACAAUGGGUCUUGCCCAGGCGUUGGGCGCGCAUGUCGGCCGCGUCACAUUUGCCAACGUGCGGCAGCCCAGCCAGGGCCCGACGUUCGGGAUCAAGGGUGGCGCCGCUGGCGGUGGAUACAGUCAAGUCAUCCCCAUGGAUGAGUUCAAUCUGCACCUAACUGGCGACAUUCACGCCAUCACUGCUGCAAACAACUUGCUCGCCGCGGCCAUCGACACCCGCAUGUUCCACGAGAGCACCCAGAAGGACGCCGCUCUCUACAGGCGGCUGGUCCCUGCCAAGGGUGGCAAGCGAGCCUUUGCCCCUGUUAUGCUUCGCCGCCUGCAAAAGCUGGGUAUCGACAAAACGGACCCCGAUUCGCUGACCGCAGACGAGAUCACUCGCUUUGCUCGUCUAGACAUUGACCCCGAGACCAUCACUUGGCGCCGUGUCCUCGACGUCAACGACCGCCACCUGCGCGGCAUUGUGGUAGGAAACGCGCCGACUGAAAAGGGACACAGCCGCCAGACGGGUUUCGACAUCUCCGUGGCCAGCGAGUGCAUGGCCAUUCUGGCUUUGAGCACCAGCCUAGGCGACAUGCGGGAGCGUCUCGGCAGGAUGGUCGUUGCCAGUUCUAGGAGCGGUGAUCCUGUUACCUGCGAUGACAUCGGUGCUGGUGGCGCGCUCACGGCCCUGAUGAGGGACGCCAUCAAGCCGAACCUCAUGCAGAGCCUGGAGGGGACUCCCGUUUUCGUGCACGCGGGCCCCUUCGCCAACAUCAGCAUUGGUAACAGCUCCAUCCUAGCUGACAAGAUGGCCUUGAAGCUUACGGGCACGGAGCCCGAUGAGGACCACGCGGCCAAGGCUGGUUUUGUUGUCACCGAGGCUGGUUUCGACUUUACCAUGGGUGGCGAGCGCUUCUUCAACAUCAAGUGCCGUACUUCGGGUCUCAUCCCGGACGUGGUAAUCGUGGUUGCCACCGUCCGCGCCCUCAAGGUCCACGGCGGCGGUCCGCCCAUCUCGCCCGGUGCUCCGCUCGACGCCGUAUACCGAGAGGAGAACGUCGAAAUCCUGCGCAAGGGCUGCGUCAAUCUGGCGAAGCAUGUUUCCAACGCCAGGUCAUACGGUGUGCCGGUCUUGGUCGCCAUCAACAAGUUUUCUACAGACACGCAGGCUGAGAUUGACGUCGUCCGUGACGAGGCUAUCAAGGCUGGCGCAGUAGAUGCAGUCUUGGCUAAUCACUGGGCUGAGGGUGGGAAGGGCGCUGUUGAUCUUGCCAACGCCGUCGUCACUGCUGCCGAGAUGCCCAAGGAUUUCAAGCUUCUCUAUAGCCUUGAAGGCACCGUGCAGGAGCGCAUUGAGAAGAUCGCUCGGGACAUGUACGGCGCCGACACAGUCGAGUUCAGUGAGCUCGCGCAGAAGAAGGUUGAUACCUACACGCGCCAGGGCUUCGGCAAUUUGCCAAUUUGCAUCGCUAAGACGCAGUACUCAAUCAGCCACGACCCAGAGCUCAAGGGCGCCCCGGCUGGCUUCACGGUACCUAUCCGGGACGUGCGCAUGGCUGCCGGUGCCGGUUACCUCUACGCUCUGGCUGCCGACAUUCAGACCAUCCCCGGCCUGCCCACUGCCCCCGGCUACCUCAACGUCGACGUUGAUGUCGAAACGGGUGAGAUCGACGGCUUGUUCUAAAAGCAAGUAGCCAAAUACACUCCUACCUCAUUAAUAUUUUCAAUUAUCGGCGUUCUGCUUGGCCCGGGGCAGCUUCGGGCAUCAUUUUGUUCAACUCAGAAACGGGGUGCGUGUUUAACACAUGGCGCUUGGGAUACCACAUAGGGCAGGUAGAGAGGAAAAGUAACGGCUUUUAGACACAGAAUGAAAGUAGGACAUGCUUGGCCAUGUCGCACUCGCUGGUCACCACGUUUGAGCACCACGUUUGAGCACCGAUGGC